This is a messenger RNA of Rhagoletis pomonella (apple maggot), 1480 nucleotides long. RefSeq names its product aminoacylase-1B. Bases 114 to 1322 code for a protein of 402 amino acids. The record is from RefSeq and is a predicted model, not a curated record. Lineage: Eukaryota; Metazoa; Arthropoda; Insecta; Diptera; Tephritidae. Gene Ontology annotation, cellular component: cytoplasm. Gene Ontology annotation, biological process: amino acid metabolic process. Gene Ontology annotation, molecular function: aminoacylase activity. The transcript is spliced from 6 exons.
GCAUGUAAAUUAGGUGUAAAUGCGUUUAAGCGUUGAAACAACGCUGGAAACUAAAUUCAUUCAGUGUAUCGUAAACUGUCGGUGUUGGUCGCUGCUAUAUCACUCAAGCGAGCAUGGCUACAAAAACAAAGUGGGAGUCCAAUGAGGAGAUACAAUAUUUUCGGGAGUAUCUUCGAAUUCCUAGCGUACAUCCAGAUCCGGAUUAUGAGCCGUGUGUAGAGUUUUUAAAACGACAAGCCAAAUUACUCGAACUUCCUAUACAAGUACACUAUCCAGCCAAUGAUCGUAAUCCAGCUGUGAUUCUUACAUGGCAAGGCAAGGACACUUCAUUACCUGCCAUACUUUUGCAUUCGCAUAUGGAUGUAGUGCCGGUAUUUCCAGAAAAUUGGACUCAUCCCCCAUUUGGUGCUGAAAUGGAUGAUGAAGGACGAAUUUUUGCACGCGGCACUCAAGAUAUGAAAUGUGUUGGAAUGCAAUAUCUGGGGGCAAUUCGUGCACUGAAGAGGAGCGGGGCAAAAUUUAAACGUACAAUUCACAUAUCGUUUAUCGCAGAUGAAGAAAUGGGUGGCCGCUAUGGCAUGCGCCCAUUUGUGCACACCGCAGAAUUCAAAUCGUUAAAUGUGGGAUUUUCACUGGAUGAAGGCUUGGCGUCGCCUACCGAAGAACUGCCGGUCUUCUACGCCGAACGUAGUGUGUGGCGUAUAUAUUUUCAGAUUUCUGGCACAGCUGGUCAUGGUUCACUCCUAUUGAAAAACACAGCUGGUGAGAAGGUCCGCUAUAUUGUUAACAAAAUGAUGGCGAUGCGUGAGCAAGAAUUGCGAAAGUUGGAAAAUAAUCCCGACUUAAGAAUCGGCGAUGUGACCACAAUCAAUUUAACACGCCUAGGUGGUGGCGUACAAAGUAAUGUUGUACCGCCAUUGCUGAUGGUUUGCUUCGACGUGCGUCUAGCGAUUGAUGUGGAUCAAAAUGAGUUCGAAAAUAAGCUUCAUCAAUGGUGCAAUGACGUUGGUGGCGGUAUCGAACUUGAAUAUGAACAAAAACGUCCCCGUGUCGCUCCAACUCCGACAGAUAAAAGCAAUCCAUUUUGGAUGGCAUUUAAGAGUGCCACCGACGAAUUGGGUUUGAAAAUAUCGGAGCAAAUUUUCGCUGGAGGUACCGACAGCCGUUAUAUAAGGGAAGUUGGCAUACCAGCCUUGGGUUUCUCGCCCAUGAAUAAUACUCCAGUUUUACUGCAUGAUCACGAUGAAUUCAUAAAAGCUGAUACUUAUUUGCGUGGAAUUGAGAUUUAUAGGAAAAUUAUACCGAAAUUAGCAGAAGCAUAAUGUUAUUAUUGAGCAUUCUUAGGAAUAUAAAAAAGUUUAUUUAGAGAAACGAAUUAUGUUGCGAUACGGAAAUGGUUUGUUUCAGGAUUGUAGUCUAAAUACAUGUGUAUUUAAAUAUAUAUAUUAAUUUAUAAAUUACUCACAUUAUUUUGUCUUGU